UAUCAAAAGGAGACACGAAUAAUCCGUCUACCCACCCGUCUACCACCGCACCGUUCUCUUCUGGUGCUGAUUGAUGGUCGGUCCCGCUGCUGGCCUUUUGGUAGAUUCGGCGGUACGAAUAUGGGGCAUAGUAUGGAUUGCUCUUAAAGGAGCCAUAUGGUUGUCUGGGAGGGUGGUGGCCCAGAGAUUCUUAGCCGUCCGAUUUUGAUUUGACGGUGAUUUGCAAUACCUUGUAUAAUUCCUCGGGAGCCGCCUUCCUUACCUUUCUCCCUCUAGCUACUUCGAUCGCCGAGAUAUCGUAAACACCACUCUUCGCUGCUUCAGCCAUGGAGAACGACGACGACGCCCCGCCUCUCGCCGUCCGAAUUGGAAAAGAACCCGAGAGUAAUCCUCCGGAACGUUCCUACCGUUCCCAAAAUGUACAGCGGGGAACCUCGGAGGAAUCUCCGGUCGGAGUCACUGUCAUCACCGGGUACCUCGGCGCCGGCAAAUCCACGUUAGUUAAUUACAUCCUGAAUGCGCAACAUGGAAAGAAGAUUGCCGUGAUAUUGAAUGAGUUUGGAGAGGAGAUAGGAGUAGAGAGGGCGAUGAUCAAUGAGGGUGAAGGUGGUGCGCUUGUGGAGGAAUGGGUGGAGUUGGCCAAUGGCUGUGUUUGUUGCACCGUUAAGCACAGCCUUGUACAAGCUCUGGAGCAGCUUGUUCAGCGGAAAGAAAGACUCGAUCAUAUAUUGUUGGAGACAACUGGACUGGCUGAUCCUGCUCCCCUUGCCUCUGUUCUUUGGCUGGAUGAUCAGCUGGAGUCAGAAAUUACUCUUGAUUCUAUAAUCACAGUUGUGGAUGCCAAAAACUUACAACGACAGCUUGAGGAGCAUCUUAAGUCUUCUUUCUUUCCUGAAGCAUUCCUUCAGAUAGCAUUCGCUGAUGUCGUGAUUUUAAACAAAGUUGAUUUGGUCUUGCAAGAGGGUUAUGGGCUUGAUACUUCAUCCAUAUUGGAAGAACUGGAAAAGAAGAUCUAUGAUAUCAACUCACUUGCCACUGUCAUACACAGUGUUCGUUGCCAAGUUGAUCUGUGUAAAAUUUUGGAUCGGCAGGCCUAUGGUGCUAAGAAUAUAGCUCAUCUGGAGAAACUUUUAGAAGACAGUAAAUCUACAUUUAGCAGAAGCCGUCAUGAUAACACUCUUCGCACAUUGUGCAUUUAUGAGGAGCAACCAGUUGAUUUAGAUAUGGUAGGGUCUUAUUUACCAGCAACAUGGGUGCCUGUUUCUUUAGUUCUGGUUCGUUCUUGGCUAGAGGAUCUUCUAUGGGAGAAGAAAUCUAAUAUGGAUGUCUAUCGCUGCAAAGGGGUUUUAAAUGUCCUCAACUCUGAUCAACUUCAUACUCUCCAGGUACAUCACUAAGGGAAAAAAAGACAGUUGAUAAGAUUGAAGAAGUUUAACAAUAUAUUUCAUAUGCAAAUUUUCAGUAUCGCAUUAUAUUCAAAAUAGGGUAAAAGAGUAAGUUCUGCAUUGUCUGGAUUAGCUUUAGUGGAGCACCACUGUGGAGCAUGCACUCAGCUAGAAUUUCUUUAUGUUGAUCAGCAAAACAUUACACAACAAUCGACUCUUUAUAUCUUUUUUCUUUAUAGAAGCACGCCUUCAACAGUGGUUAACUUUAUAAUUCCAUAAAAUGCAGAGCUCAUUAUUGUUCAUUCCUCUCCUUUGUUUUACAACUUUUGUAAGCGGAGAUUUGAGUAGUUACUGUCAAUUUGUCCAUCUUCCUUGGAAACAAUUAUUUAAGCUAUCUUUUUUGAGAUGAUAAUCUGUUUCAAGUACUGAUGAUGUUUCUUUUUUAACAAUUGUACUCAGAUGUAUAAUAAGCAUGUAGUUUAGGAUAAUAUCUUCCUUCCCUUUCUGUUCAGAUUGUGAUUGAGCAAAUAGUGUACUGAACCUAGAUAUAAUAUUAGGUGGUUUGAUUGAACGAGAUGAUGCAAUGAUUAAUUUCUUAAGUAACCUAAUCCUAGUUGAAGUUUCAUAAGUAAGAUACGAAGACGUUCAAGACUUGAGUAGUUGAUUGGAGGUCCCAAAGAACAAAUAUAUGUUUCAACCACAAUGAUUUCCUAGAAAUCCAUAAAAUGCAAUAUGAAGCAGUUUUGGUGCUACUACUAAAUAAAUUAUUUUGGCCUUCGGCUAAUGACGUUGAGGUGGUUGUACAAGUGAAUUAUCAUGAGCAGCAUUUUCAAAAGCAGUUUGGAUGCUAAUACUUGGUAAAUAUUGUCCCUACUUGCUUUCCUCCUCUCCUUUCACUGACUAUAGGGUUAUAAUUCAGACAUGAUUGAAAUUCUAGUCGAGCUUGAAAAUGAUGAUCGAGCUCCUAGACUUGAUCCAGGGCAGCACAUGCUCAGCUUAUUAGUAGUUUGUUUAUCUUGUCAAACUAGUCGAGCUUGAGCCUGAGCUAUGAAAUGAGCCAAGCUCGAGUUCAAACUCAGGUUGUUACAAAAUCAAGCUAUUGUUUUAAUUUAAAUCAGGAAAAAAUAGCUUGAGCUCAAGCUUAAGUUGUUAAAAAAAAUAAGCUAUUAUUUUAGUAGAGGUAAAAAUAACUAAUUUAAAUAGGCAUAAUGUCCAGCAUUGUUACAUGAUAAAUAAAAUCAUGAUCCAUCAUGCACUCUCAUUGAUAUUUCCGUCUUAUUUUUUAUAAAACACGAAUUGAUACAACAAUUGAUAACAAUAGAUGACUGUGAUUUAUUCAUAUAAACAAAAUAAAUAUUUUCUUCUAAAUUAAUUGUUUGCCACAACAAGAAACUCUGGCAUGUAAUUCAAUUUAUACCGUCAAUAGACAUGCUACUAACUACUGUAUGAUAAUCUUAGACAUCUGUAAUUAUGGUUAAUUGUGUUCAUACAUGAACUUAGUUCCACAGACAUGUACUUUUU
Molecule: messenger RNA, 2906 nt
Organism: Musa acuminata subsp. malaccensis (wild Malaysian banana)
Lineage: Eukaryota; Viridiplantae; Streptophyta; Magnoliopsida; Zingiberales; Musaceae
Source: RefSeq, a predicted model, not a curated record